UUGGUUUGUAAGCGAAAACUAAUAAAUGAUGGAAGGGGAGGUAUUCUGGGAGUGGCAAGAUUCCCCACUAACCAACUUCUGGAACUAUUCUCUUUCAGAUGUCGCUAUGUUGCUGGAAAAGCGGAAGAUGUUUUCCCAUCUUUGCGGUUCCAUCUACCUCCUGGAAUUGAUCUUGUCCAAUCGGACGUUGUUGGGGUACUGGAUCCACCAAGAUGUGGUGUGCAUGACAAAGUGGUUCUCGGUUGUCGCAUGAUGGAAACUUUGCGGCGACUUGUUUUCGUCUCUUGUGAUCCGGCUGCAGCUAUGAAGAAUCUUGUGGAUCUUUGUCGUCCAACAAAAAUGUCCGAUACACAAGGAAAGGUAAUCACUUGCAAGGCUGCUGUAGCCUGGGAAGUAAAGAAGCCGCUGUCAAUUGAAGAUAUUGAAGUGGCACCACCGCAAGCUCACGAAGUUAGGAUAAAGAUUCUGUACACGGCUGUCUGUCAUACUGACACAUACACACUUGAUGGUCAUGAUCCUGAGGGAAUUUUUCCCGUUAUACUAGGACAUGAGGGUGCCGGCGUGGUGGAAAGUGUUGGUGAAGGUGUCACUGGUUUUCAGCAGGUUUUUGGCCCCGCAAAAUGCCAACGUAAUCAAGCGAUGCGAUUUUCUUCUGCGUCUUACACACUUCACGGCGCAGCUCGGCUGGCUGGAGACAUUUUGGAUAGUAUCUCGCAAGGUAAAGGCGUCAUGCCCAAUGGCACAAGCAGAUUCACUUGCAAGGGAAAGUCGUUGUUUCACUUUAUGGGAUGUUCCACAUUCUCUGAGUAUACUGUUGUCGCCGACAUAUCCUUAUGCAAAAUUGAUCCAAAAGCACCACUCGAAAAGGUUUGCUUGCUAGGUUGUGGCAUUUCUACUGGUUAUGGGGCUGUGCUCCAGACGUGCAAGGUGGAACCAGGCAGCACCGUAGCUGUUUGGGGACUCGGAGCCGUGGGCCUUGCCGCGAUUAUGGGUGCUAAAGCAGCUGGUGCAAAGAGAAUUGUGGCUAUUGACGUGUCAGAACGCAAAUUCGAUGCUGCCCGUCAGUUUGGUGCGACUGAUUGUGUCAAUCCAAAAACAGUGCCGGCUGACAAGCCUCUGCAAGCUUGGCUGGUUGAGCAAUUCGAUGGAGGGUUUGAUUACACUUUCGAAUGCGUUGGAGACGUAAACGUGAUGCGUCAAGCUCUCGAGGCAGCACAUAAAGGAUGGGGUGUUUCUUGUAUCAUCGGAGUGGCUGCUUCCGGACAGGAAAUAUCUACUCGUCCUUUCCAGCUAGUGACAGGAAGAAAGUGGUGUGGCUCAGCUUUCGGAGGAUGGAAAAGUGUCGACAGUGUUCCAAAACUUGUCCAUGACUAUAUGGAAAAGAAAUUGAAAUUAGACGAAUUCAUCACUCAUCGCUUCCCUCUCUCUGAGAUAAACAGUGCCUUCGAUAUCCUACACAAAGGAGAAAGGUACAUGACGGCAUCAGUGGAAGAGGUAGUGGCAACGGUACUGGAGAGCAUUCACGACCAGAAUCUCGAUGGUGAUGAGGCAAAAGCGUCAAAAAUAAAGGAGGAAGCAAAUCAGUUCUUCAAAGAUCAAGCAUAUGACGUUGCUAUAGAGUUAUAUUCCAUGGCUAUAGAGCACCACCCCACAGCAGUUUUGUACGGGAAUAGGAGUAUGGCUUAUCUGAAAAAAGAAUUGUACGGUAGUGCGUUAGAAGAUGCCAAUAACGCUAUUUCGAUUGAUCCUUCUUAUAUGAAGGGAUAUUAUCGUCGAGCGACAGCCAACAUGGCUUUGGCUCGAUUCAAGAAGGCUCUCGCUGAUUAUGCUACAGUGGUCCGUGCCCAUCCCAACGAUGCAGAUGCAAAACGUAAGCACGAUGAGUGUCAGAAGAUUGUGCGGCGGAUUGCAUUUGAAAAGGCAAUAUCGGUAGACCAUGACAAGAAAAGUAUAUCUGAAUCAAUCGAUCUUUCCACUAUGAUAGUUGAAGAGAAUUAUGAUGGACCUCAUUUGGAUGAAGUUAUUACCGUCGAUUUUGUCAACGAAAUGAUUGCAACAUUCAAAAAGCAGGGAAAACUUCAUAGAAAAUAUGCGUUUAAGAUUUUGUUGGACAUAUAUGCGUAUUUCAAAGAGCAGCCAACUUUGGUUGAAAUUGAUGUGCCUCCUAAGCAGCGUUUUACCAUUUGCGGUGAUAUACAUGGUCAAUUCUACGAUCUCUGUAAUAUAUUUGACAUUAAUGGCCUUCCCUCGGAAAGCAAUCCCUAUCUUUUCAAUGGCGAUUUUGUUGACCGCGGCUCAUUCAGUGUUGAAACGAUUUUCACCAUGUUCAGUUAUAAGUUACUCUACCCCAACCACUUCUUUUUAUCACGCGGAAACCAUGAAAGUGAUGUUAUGAAUAAGAGUAUAUGCAUGAUAUUGCUGCUCAUGCGUCGUCGGGUGGUGCGCCGUGUAGUUGAAGAGAAUUAUGAUGGACCUCAUUUGGAUGAAGUUAUUACCGUCGAUUUUGUCAACGAAAUGAUUGCAACAUUCAAAAAGCAGGGAAAACUUCAUAGAAAAUAUGCGUUUAAGAUUUUGUUGGACAUAUAUGCGUAUUUCAAAGAGCAGCCAACUUUGGUUGAAAUUGAUGUGCCUCCUAAGCAGCGUUUUACCAUUUGCGGUGAUAUACAUGGUCAAUUCUACGAUCUCUGUAAUAUAUUUGACAUUAAUGGCCUUCCCUCGGAAAGCAAUCCCUAUCUUUUCAAUGGCGAUUUUGUUGACCGCGGCUCAUUCAGUGUUGAAACGAUUUUCACCAUGUUCAGUUAUAAGUUACUCUACCCCAACCACUUCUUUUUAUCACGCGGAAACCAUGAAAGUGAUGUUAUGAAUAAGAUGUACGGUUUCGAAGGGGAAGUCAAGAAGAAGUACACGUCACAGAUGGCGGACUUCUUUACUGAAAUUUUCUGUCUGCUCCCUCUCUGUCAUCUUGUCAAUAGGAAGAUAUUCGUAUGUCACGGAGGUCUGUUCAAAGAGGACGACGUAACUUUGGACGAUAUUCGGAAGACAGAUAGAGUUCGUCAACCUCCCGAUGAAGGAAUUAUGUGCGAUUUGUUAUGGUCAGAUCCACAAGAGCUGCGGGGUCGCGCACCCUCUAAGCGUGGUGUUGGAUGUCAAUUUGGUCCAGAUAUCACUGAUGCUUGGAUCGCAAAGAACGGUGUACAGUAUGUCGUGAGGAGCCACGAAGUGAAACCAGAAGGUUACGAGGUUCACCACAAUGGCAAAUGUAUCACGGUCUUCUCAGCCCCGAAUUAUUGCGAUCAAAUGGGUAAUAAGGGAGCUUUCAUAACAAUCACUGGCGAUAAUCUCACCCCGAAAUUCACCACAUUCGAGGCUGUUCCUCAUCCUAUGGUUCCACCAAUGGUUUAUGCGAAUAGCCUUUUUGGAUUUUCUUGA
Molecule: messenger RNA, 3429 nt
Organism: Cooperia oncophora
Lineage: Eukaryota; Metazoa; Nematoda; Chromadorea; Rhabditida; Trichostrongylidae
Source: the annotation of a GenBank genome assembly